CGUCUCAACCCUUAAGUUGGAAAUGACUUCUAAUAAUGCAAGGCUACGGCGGGAGAGAGGGUUUCGACUGAUAUUGUGACACAAAGUUAGUAAAGUUGAGUCUUUCAUCACUCAGUUGAUACAAAAACCAAUGGAGGAACAUUGGACAAUUCAAUGAAGGAUAUAUUUUUUUAAAGCGUUGCGGGUUAAAAGAGGGGGAUAGCCGCUGCUCCACAGCCUGGGAGAAGACCCACUACCUGGAGGUUAUAUACAGAGAGAAGAGCCCUCAGCUGAUCUACUACUAUAGAGCACCAACUAAUCAACCAACAUUUGGGUGUCCCCCACUCCUGGAAUCCCAACAUCUGCUGAGUCAUCAGUAGUAAGUCAGGGUGUCAUGGCCACCGGGCCCAGGACACGCAGAGAUCACCCCUCAUAGUGCUUCCCCCAGCCAGCCACCUGCAGACACACACACACACACACACACACACACACACACACACACACACACACACACACACACACACUGAGGAGGCACAGGGGUGGCAAUGAUGACCACAUCACAUAUGAAUGGUCAUGUGACUGAGUCAGACGGUGGAGGAGGCGAGUCGAACCAGGAGGAGCCCCAGCAGUGGCACAGGGAGAUGGCAGUGGACUGCCCAGGGGACCUGGGUGCUCGUACCCUGCCUGUGCGGCGCUCUGCCCAGCUGGAGAGGAUCCGUCAGCACCAGGAGGACCUGAGGAGGAGGAGGGAGGAGGAUGGCAGGAACAGACAGGAGCUAGAUCUUAAUGCUUCCAUACGGCUCAAGAAGCUAUCUCAGAACCCCAAGGUGGGCAUCGAUAACCCCACCUUCGACCCCAUUGAAGGCCCCGUAGGGCCCAUGGGACUUCCACCCAACCUGGGGGGCCCUACUCUACUGGAGCUGGAGGAGCUGCUGAUGUCCCUAAAGCAGGUGCAGCACUGCCUGUCUGACGCCCAGAGCCUGGAGGACGUGGAGCUGGUGCUGCAGCUGGUCCAGAAGACUGACUUCCAGAAGGCCUUCAACAUCCACAACGCUGUGGCCCAGCACAUGAACAGGCCCAGCCCGCCCUUCCCACACACAGACCGCGCUCAGGGCCUGGCACAAGAGGUACAGUCUAUGGUUUAUAACAGCCAACACAAGGAGGGCUUGGAGCUCAACACCCUGCUCUCUUCCCCACAUGUCCAGGCAGUGCUUCUGGCCCAUGACUGUGUUGCGGAGAAGGAGAUGCAGCUGGAGCCCCUGACCCCAGAUGACCACUGUGAAACUCUCACCCAGUGGGGAGGGGAGACCGUCAAGAUAGUCUGCAUCGAGAAGGCUAGGGACAUCCCACUGGGAGCGACGGUGCGUAACGACAUGGACAGCGUGAUAAUAAGCCGCAUAGUGAAGGGUGGGGCGGCAGAGCGCAGCGGGCUGCUCCAUGAAGGAGACGAGGUUCUGGAGAUCAACGGAGUGGAGAUCCGAGGGAAGGACGUCAACGAGGUCUUCGACAUCCUGGCCGACAUGCACGGCAACCUGACCUUCAUCCUCAUCCCCAGCCCACAGACCAAACCCCCGCCCAUCAAGGAGACUGUGGUCCAUGUGAAAGCUCACUUUGACUACGACCCGUCUGAUGACCCGUACGUGCCGUGCAGAGAGCUGGGCCUGUGCUUCCAGAAAGGAGACAUCCUCCACAUCAUCAGCCAGGACGACCCCAACUGGUGGCAGGCCUACAGGGACGGAGACGAGGACAACCAGCCCCUGGCCGGGCUAGUACCAGGCAAGAGCUUCCAGCAGCAGAGGGAGGCCAUGAAGCAGACCAUAGAAGAGGAUAAAGAGCCUGAGAAGUCGGGAAAGUUGUGGUGUGCUAAGAAGAACAAGAAGAAGAGGAAGAAGCUCCUUUACAACUCCAAGCAGAACGACGACUAUGACAACGAGGAGAUCCUGACCUAUGAGGAGAUGGCGCUCUACCACCAGCCAGCCAAUCGCAAGCGGCCCAUUGCUCUGAUUGGUCCUCCCAACUGUGGGCAGAACGAGCUAAGACAGAGACUGCUGUCUAGCGAGCCAGACAGAUUUGGAGGAGCUGUCCCGCACACGACACGCAACAGGCGUGAUGUGGAGGUGAGUGGGAGGGACUACCACUUCGUCUCUCGUCAGGCCUUUGACAUGGACGCCACCGCGGGGAAGUUCAUCGAGUCGGGAGACUUUGAGAAGAACCUGUACGGAACCAGUACCGACUCUGUCCGUCAACUCAUCAACACGGGCAAGAUCUGUCUGCUCUGUUUGCACACACAGUCGCUGAAGAUUCUGCGUAACUCUGAUCUGAAGCCUUACAUAAUCUUCAUCGCUCCUCCCUCCCAAGAACGGUUGCGAGCCCUCCUGGCCAAGGAGAGCAAGAACCCAAAGCCGGAGGAGCUGCGAGACAUCAUCGAGAAGGCCCGUGAGAUGGAGCAGAACUUUGGCCACCUGUUUGACGCAGCCAUCGUGAACACAGACCAGGACAAGGCAUAUCAGGAGCUGCUGAGGCUCAUCAACAAACUGGACACUGAGCCACAGUGGGUCCCCUCCUCCUGGCUACGUUGAAGGAGCAAUAUAAUACAGACACAACACUAACCUGACACAGCACUCACUGGUUCAAUGAAGAGCUAGAGCUACCCUGGAUCAUGGACAUUAGUUGCCCAGGGGGAAGACAAUUAUUAGCUGAAAAUUAGCCUUGACUCCAUUCUCCAACCAGAAUCACAGUAUGAGACUAGUGGAAGAUCCUCAAUCAACACUCAAGCUGAAGAUGAAUAAAACACUUAAAAUGCUUAUCACUACAUGUGAUGUUGAACUGAACUGAACUGAGCCGAGCUCUUCUCUUCCCUUCUGAGACUGCCUGGGGAAAUUAAUUAUUGUCUUAUUAUUGCUCUGAUUAUUUGUCCUUUUUUUUCGUUGCUGGAUUUCUCUUCACUAAAUUAACUUUUCACAUUCCAGAGAAGUAUGUAAAGACUUGGCACUUGGUGGCAGAAAUCGAAUUAGUGCUUCAAUUCUGCUUUUGAUAACUAUUUAUAAUUGUAAAUAUAUUCUAUUUUUAAGAAGCUUUCGAUAAGAAGAACCCAUAGCUUCUAUCUAUGGCAGGGAUGGGCAACUUUGAUAGGGGUUGGGGCCACAAAAAAAUCUCAACUCAUCAUGAGGGGCUGCAGUGGCUUGCAGGUCUGCGUACCCACAUCCAUACCCAGACAUGGUCAGAGGGGGCUCUAAGUGAAAUGUUGUUGGGCCCCCCACCCCACUUUGCGAGCAUAAAAUGUCUUUGGGGGAAAGGGGCAGUGAAUGACUCCUACACAAAACUAUAGACACACACACUGGUUGUUGUACCCUUGUUGUUUCCUUGACCCCGUGUGUGGUUAGGUGUGGGUGUGUGUGUUUGUUCAGUAAUGUAUCAUCACGGAUGUGAUUUGCUCACCUAAUGAAACCAUCUGUGAGGUGAUAACAUCCCGGUGUAGGACUAUGGGUCCUGAUCAGUUAUUUACUAUAUAGGGAAUAGGGUGCCAUUUGGGACGCAGUCAUGAUCUCUGCAUCUGGCCUCUAUCCUCUAAACUAGAGCUAUAGAAUAGAAUUGAACUAUAGAAUUGUUCGAGAACGGUAAUCCCUACCCAAGCUGUCUCUCCAGGUCGGCAAAAAGCAAAACCUUAAAAGUAUUUGAAAGAUUUAAAAUGCUAUUUGAACCCUGGUCUGCACUAGAGCACAGUAUAAUGAUGAAGGUUCAUCUGAAUGGUGUUUUGACACCACAUUAAUUAGACAAUCUGAUUUGAGAGAUGGUGAAGAGCCACUUUCUCCUACUUACCUUAUACUCUUUUCACACUAUCAUGCCAACCAAAACUGGAGUGUGCUGGCUCUGAUAUUUUCACAUUUUCCUUUCCAGGAACUAUGGUGGAUCGUAACCAGGUCAGUGCAGUAAAGCUUGGCUCAGUAGUGUGAAAAGGGUACUGGAGGAUUAACCAGUCCUAACACACUACACCCCUUACCUCUACCCAAGCACUACGAGUCAUUGCUAAAUAGAAAACUGUCCUGUCCCGAAUCACAGGAUUUAAACCAACAGUGAUGAUAUUGAAGAAAGAUUAUUAGAGGUGUUUAAAAGUUAUGACACUAAACUCUUGAGGGGUAACUUUAUCUAUGUCUUCAUUUUCCUGAUCUCAGUAUUCAUCAUGCACACUUCCUGUGCUAAUCUGUAGGAUUGUGACCAUAGAAAUUGAAUUAUAUUUCUACAAGUGUAACCAGCAGUAUUCUAUUCAUUGAAAACACUAAGGAACAUAUGAGCACCGCUGUCUGUGGGAUUCUCUUAAUAAUCAAUACUUCAUAAAUGCUUUGUUUGAAAUCGAUGCAUUUUAUAAUUCACUUAAAUGCAUUAUAACCUAUCCAACUAUGCUGUAUUUUAAUCCAAUAAUAUUCACCACAUGCGACAUCUUAAAUGUGGGAUUUUAUUAUUUGUCAGUGAUUUUUCAAAGCUGUUAUUGAAAUUGUGUUCUACUUUUUGAUAUGGGUCUGAAAUUAACUCGACCGAACCGAAAAAAAAUAGUUGUUUUUGCAUCUGGUGUUUAUGAUCAUAGGUUUCAGCUCACCCUUGAUUAUAAUAUGCUGACUUUGUUUGUGUGUGUGUGUGUGUGUGUGUGUGUGUGUGUGUGUGUGUGUGUGUGUGUGUGUGUGUGUGUGUGUGUGUGUGUGUGUGUGUGUGUGUGUGUGUGUGUGCAUGCACAGAGACAGGACUGUCACUGUAAUGCAGGCAAGUAUUAUCUCUAGUAGACAAUGGGAAAUAGUUUUGCGAAGACCAUUUCACAUUUUUUUAUUUUUGGUUAUUGAUGAUAAUCAUGGUGUAUCUAGAUACUUAACAUUUGAUAUACUUGUAAUGUUAAAGAUCGAUUUAAGUACAGAGUAAUGCACCUGUGAAUGAUGACUCGAACGCCUAUCCAUCCCCCCGUUUUGGAUCAAACUCCAGGAACCGCUCAGUGCUAGCCUGAUCCCAGAUCUGUGUGUUUUACGCAGCUCCUCUGGCGAUUUGUCAUGUUUCCCAUAGAUGUUGGCUACAUAGGGCUGUAUUUAGUUUCUCAGAGUAGAAGUGAUGAUUUAGGAUCAGGUCAUCCCUAUUCAUUGUUAUUAUUAUCAAAAAAGGGGAAAUUAUCUUAGAUCAGCACUCCUAUUAUGAGAAUGGUGGCCAUUCAGAUCUGGGACCAGUCUAGUUCAGAAUGUAUAUCCCUUUUUAGUAUACACAGUACACACCUUGUGUAGAUUUGAGCCGUUAACUGGGAAGUAGAACUAAUGAAUGUAAAGUUGCUGUAUUAUUAAAAAUCACUUUCUUUA
Messenger RNA from Oncorhynchus masou masou (cherry salmon), 5309 nucleotides. RefSeq names its product protein PALS1-like. The record is from RefSeq and is a predicted model, not a curated record. Gene Ontology annotation, cellular component: plasma membrane; adherens junction. Gene Ontology annotation, molecular function: protein binding. Bases 525 to 2558 code for a protein of 677 amino acids. The transcript has 13 exons. Gene Ontology annotation, biological process: establishment or maintenance of polarity of embryonic epithelium; establishment or maintenance of epithelial cell apical/basal polarity; morphogenesis of an epithelial sheet. NCBI's taxonomy places the organism in Eukaryota, Metazoa, Chordata, Actinopteri, Salmoniformes, Salmonidae.